Messenger RNA from Malassezia sympodialis ATCC 42132, 2637 nucleotides. RefSeq lists its product as uncharacterized. The record is from RefSeq and is a predicted model, not a curated record. Gene Ontology annotation, cellular component: nucleus. Lineage: Eukaryota; Fungi; Basidiomycota; Malasseziomycetes; Malasseziales; Malasseziaceae. Gene Ontology annotation, biological process: subtelomeric heterochromatin formation.
AUGCCGAUCGUAAAGCGCAAGCCGGUGCAGCCGGUGCCCGUCUCUGAGGCUUUGGAGGCGGCUUACGCACGGCACGAGGCCCCGCCGGUGUUCUACCUGGCCGCUACCGGCGAGGUGUUUGCUGAGUACGAGCACUAUGCGGCGCGUCUGAGCUACUACCACCAGCGCAUAUUCCAGUGCGAAGUGUCGGGCAAGUCGAACCUCACGUACUUUGAGGCGGCCGAGAGCGAGGCGCAGCACACGCGCGCGAUCCAGUCGCAGUUUCCCGACGCACUCAAGGCGCCGAUCCUGCAGGCUGUCCAGUUCCAGACCGUGUCGCGCUUCAGCGAGCUCGUGGAGCGCGUCGCGGACAGUGUGAAGGCGCGCUUCUUCCCGGGCGAGGUGGUCCUCGUCGACCGCGAGGGCGAAUCCGCGCGCCAGCCCGCGAUGGUCCGCGCUGUAGACGCGGCGGACGCGUCCGAGCAGGUGCCGCCCCUGUCGCUCGCGCUCGACGCUGUGCCGCCCCUUCUGUACACGGUGCAACUGCCCGGCGACGACGGCGCAUGGAGCGGCGAGUCGCUCCGCGUGCGUGCGACGCAGCUGAGCCGCGAGCGGCACGCGCUGAGCAAGUCGAUCCUCCGCCGCUUCCUGCGCGACAGCGUCAGUCGCGAGGCGGGCGCGACGGGUGUAUGGCGCGUGCGCGAGUCCCUUGCGCGCAAGUACGCCCUGCCCACCGAGCUCCCGCCCGACGUCGCCGAGUGGCAGCAGUCCGUGCGCGAUGCACAGGCGGCCAAGCGGCGCCGGCCAAGCGAGGGCGACACGCCCCGGAAACGCACCGCCAGCGACGCGCCGAGCGCGGCCAAGCCGCUCAAGUUCCCGUGCGAGGACACGCGCCUCGAUGCCAUCUCGGCCGCGGAGCUGCAGACGGAGACGCCCGGCGAGCUCGCGCGGCGCGUGGCGCGGCCAGCCCUGGGCGGCGAAGAGCUGCUGGGCGUGCCGAACGACCUGUUCGAGUCGUACCUGGCCGUGUACUACUUUUUCCUCGCGCUCGGCGAACCGCUGGGCAUCUCGAGCAUAGCGCUCGACGACUUUGAGGGCGCGCUGCGGCAUCCUGUCGCGGAGCCGCCAUGCGUACUGCUUGCCGAGAUGCACGCAGUGCUACUGAAUGCAAUCGUGCGCGAUGGGCCCCACAGCCGCGACCUGGCGCCGGCCGCCGUGGCGCAGCGGCUCGUCGCCGUAAGCCGCGACGAAGCGUCGCCGCUCGAGACCGGCGAAGAGGCCAAGGAAGAGGCGCCCGACGACGCGAGCAGCGACGUGAGCGACUCGCCGGAGCGCGAGGUGUUCGAGGCCGCACGCGAGAUCGGCCGCGGCUGGCAGCGCUCGGAGCUGCACGACGAGACACGCACCGGCUGGGAGCGGUACCUGGUCGGGUGCCUCGUGGACCGCGCGACGCCCGAGGCGCUGCCGCGCUUCCUGGGCAUUCUCUCGCACCUCACGGGUGUGGCAUGCGACGACGAUACAGACACGCCGUCGACGUCGCCGCGGACAGUCGCGGAGCGGUACCCGCUGCUGCCCCUGAGCGACAAGAUCCAUGUGCUGCAGUUUCUGUGCGAGCUCGCGGUGCUUACGCGCGGCGUCAAGGCGUACUACGACACGUGCGAGACGCAUCUCACGGAGCUGCGCAAGGAGCGCGUCGAGAUUUCUCGCACACGCAGACGAACACUGGAGCAGCGAGUCGCGCUCGAUGCGCCGGCCGAGGGCGAAGCGAUGGACGUCGAGCCGGACGAGCCGGAGCCCGAGGCACCGGCGGCCGAGGUGUCCGAUUCCGAGUCGGAGCGCGACGAGCUCGCGUCGGACCACGGCUCGGAGGGCGCAGACGGCAGCGCAGGCGCGUCCGACUGGGACACGAGCGACUCGGAGGGCGUGCGCGACGAGCGGUACAAGCGCCUCGCCGGCACACGCCAGGAGGCACUGCGAGAAAAGGCACAGCAGCGCGAGGCAGAGGCGGCGCGCCUCGCUGCGGCGCAGGCGCGCGCAGCGGAGCAGGUGCGCGAGACCAAGCAGCUGCGCGAGGAGCGGCGGCGCCUAGAGGACACGGCCGCUCGACUCGCGCGGCGCGAAGAGGCCUUGGAGCGCGAGUUUCGGCGGUACGCGCAGAUCCCGCGGCUGCGCCCGCUGGGCCGCGACCGCUUCCUCGACCGCUACUACUGGCUCGACGGGAUCGGCGCGGCGGCGCCGUCUGGGGCGUACCAGACUGCGCGCAUCUUUGUGCAGGCGCCGAGCCGGCGCGAGUGGGAGGCGCUCUGCACGCAGUACGCGGAGGGCCGCGACGCGCUGGCCCAGCGGCGGAGUCGCGAGCAUGGCGCGUCGACCGCGUGGGAGUGCGGGUCCUGGGGCGUGUAUACACAGCCGGAGCAGGUCGAGGAGCUGAUUGCAUGGCUCAGACCGCGCGGCGUGCGAGAGCAGGCGCUCAAGGCUCAGCUGCUCAAGUACCGCGACGCUAUGGAAGGCGGUAUGCGCCGGCGAACGGACGACAUUGCGCUGGGCGUGCGUGAGCCGGCCGUCGUCGAGACGCGGCGCUCGGCGCGUGUGCGCUCCGAGCAGUCGUCGCAGCUGCGCCUGCCAUACAUGCAGUGGCGCAACGCGGCGCGGGACUAG